Molecule: messenger RNA, 438 nt
Organism: Musca domestica (house fly)
Lineage: Eukaryota; Metazoa; Arthropoda; Insecta; Diptera; Muscidae
Product: chymotrypsin inhibitor
Exons: 2
Coding region: 111-359 (82 amino acids)
Source: RefSeq, a predicted model, not a curated record
AAAGUGUCGCCGCUCGAGCCAUAGGAAAGUAGUUUGUUCCCCAGCUCUAGCGAGAGAUAACAUAUUUUUCUGGUUUUUAAUUAUUAUUAAAUAAAUCACACCCAACAAAAAUGGCAAAAGUUUUCCAACAAUUAUUGAUUCUAUUCGCCGUUUUGGCUUUGUUUGCCGGCCAAGGGUUUGCUGCUCCCCAAGAAUGCGGUGAGAACCAGGAAUUCACCACCUGUGGCACUGCUUGUCCCCUGAAAUGCAACACACCGGAGCCAAGCUUCUGCACCUUGCAAUGUGUCAUCGGUUGCCAGUGUAAACAGGGUUAUAGACUAAAUGACAGCGGUGCCUGUGUCCUGACCAAGGAUUGUUAGAUCGGUGAUGAUUUUGCUGCGCUGAAUUGUGAUAUGAAUUUGUUUGAUUUGUUGAAAAUAAAAAAAAAAAUUAAGUGAA